UUAAAAUACACAGACGUAUAACACAUACGAUCACUUAUCGAUAUGUUUGUGUACCGACUGGCAAUAGAUUUCGUGUGUAUUGGUUGACGCAAUCUAUAUUUACGCACAUUUUUAUACUAUGAUGCCACACAAACUAGUAGCAAACAACAGAAAUCGCUCUUAUGUAUACACAUGCACACAUGCAAACAUAUGAAACUUGAACGUAUCAUCAAUUUACUUUCUCUUAUUCGCUGUCAGUUUGAGUUUUUCUUUUUUUGAUUAAAGUCAUGUUCAACCGACUUUCGAAAAUAAUCUAAUUUUUCACUUGAAACUGGCAUUCACAGCUUAGAACGCAGUUUGGAAUUGAUUAUUUUGGGAAAGAACAGUUAAAUCACCGAAAGAAUAGUGAAUUCUUCGAAUUCGAAGUGAAAUAAGUCAUUUUAAUGUGAAAUAAAUUGUUGUGUUUGAAUUGAAAGUGAAACCUUCGAACGUGGGCUUAAAAAAAACACGAAAAAUCUUCUUUUGUUAAGAUAAAAAGUGAAACUAUUUAACUAUUUAAUUAAAACUUACACUGUGUUUAACCAGAUGCCUUGCGAAAUUCCGACGAAUAUUACUAAUACAAACGAAGUAACGAACUCUCGUACGCAGAACGCGUGACGAAAAACAUCAAAAUUCCACAUGAUAACUAUCUGGUUAAACGUAUAGACAUUGGACAGCAUUCUCUCGCUGUUCCUUCAAUACAGUGUUAGUUCGAGUUUAUAUUUAGACAUCCAAAGCUAAAUUCUUGAUUCGUUUUUCUUUAUUUCUUGAAUUCAACUUGAUUCGAAUAAAAUUGGAACAGUUUUGAUUUCAAUUGAUAUAUCAUAAUAAUUUAAAAGUAUUUGAUGAAACAAUAAAGAAACUCAAAUUGAUAUUUCGAAAGAACGAAAUCGAUUCCACUUAAAGGAAUAAAAAAAGGCCAAAUUCAAAGCCAAACAUCAAUUUGAAUCAAAAUUAAAUAAAUUGCAACACUCAAAAUGCCAACCACUUGUGUCGUUGAGUUCGAAAACAAUCCAGAAAAAGUAUUUUACGCGGGGCAACUUCUAUGUGGAACUGUUCAACUCACUUUGACCGAAAAGAAGAACGUGCGUGGCAUAUAUAUUGAGAUACGUGGUAAAGCCUAUGCUUAUUGGACCAGAGAAGAAGACAAAAAAACCGUAGAAUACACCGGUAAAGAGACAUAUUUGGAUAAACGAAUUUAUUUCGUUGGUGGAAAAGAAAGUGACGUUUGUGUAUCAGCCGGAAGUUAUAAUUAUAAUUUUGAAUGUAUGCUGCCGUCUAACCAGCCCACGUCGUUCGAAGGUGAAACCGGGUACAUUCGAUACACGGCUCGUGUUUGUCUUGAAAUCCCACUAUGUAAUGAUAUAGAAUUCAAAGUACCGUUCACUGUUAUCAGAGCCAUUAACUUGAAUGACGAUCCAACACUCAAAGAGCCAGUCCUUGUUGAAAAAUACAAAAAGUUCAACGCGUGUUUUCUACUGAGCUCUUGCUCAUCGGACCCAUUGCGAAUCGUCGCUCGGACUCCAGUUGGAGGCUAUACGCCCGGUCAGGUUAUAAACUUGGAAAUCGAUGUUAAAAAUAAAAGUGAUCAGGACGUGUCGGAAUUCACGGUAGAACUAAUAAAGCAAAUCGUUUAUUACGAGAAUAAGAACAGCUAUGAAACAAAAUACGAAGAGAUAUCGAUAAUUAAGCGAGAUAUUCUUGGCAGUGACGUAAACCAGGAGAAGAUGUUUCGUGUCAACUUGGAAAUUCCACCAAUCCCACCAACUGAUGAGGAUGCAAGCAAUAUCGUCAAAGUUGGAUACACGAUACGCAUAACUGGGAAAAAGAUAGGACGUCACAAAAAUCUGGUGCUUUAUCUUCCGAUCAUCAUCGGCACUUUUCCAAUUCUGGAUGCAACACCACCGUAUAAUGGGCAAUCUAACGGCUAUCCGCAAACCAAUAACGUAAUUUCGCAACAGCCAUCGGCUUCACUACUGCCAGACAAAAAUAACCUCUCAACAGUGCCAUAUCCAGGCACCACUGCUCCACUCGCUUCGUCCGAAUUCCCAGAAGACGAUCGACCAACGUAUGAGGAAUCGAUCAGAAAUGUAAAUAACCAAGAGGGUGGCGACAAUUUCAAACCGAAAUACCCAAUGUACAGACGUCAAACCUCUUAUUCAACCGGAAAUUAGAAAAUGACAACAACAAACAUUCGAAUAUUUUCACUAAUUGAAUCUCAACAAUUCCUAGCAGAUUCUUCAAUUUCAUAUUGUAAAGUGACACAAAUUUGUGUACAAAUAUUGAUUUAAGCGAAUAAAAAAAAUGCAAACAACAACAGGAGGUUGCAAUGUUAUUGUAUACAUUUCGUCAUUUCGGAUUGAUGCGACUUCAUACAAUCACAUCAUAUGCCGCUCUCUUUUCAUCGACAGACAGCGUCUUUUAGACAUUCACAUCCAUGCGUGCGGUGCCGCAUAACGCAUGGAAAAUGCGAUAGUAACAACAUCAAAAUAUUCAAACACACAACAUAUACGAUCAACAAACAAUUUGAAUAUGUUCACAUUUAUUCAAUGUUCAUACACACCCACUUCUUACGCAGGUGGAGAUUAGACAAUGUGUUUACCUUAAGACCGAUUUUAAUGGACGGUCAAUUUCUGACCAAAUGACAGUUAAAUUAUCAAUAUAUUUGAUAUGUAUUCAACGAUGCUACCUCAAUAUUGUGACACAACAUUUCCUACAUGAUUUUUUUUAGAGUGAAUAAAAUAUAA
Sitodiplosis mosellana (orange wheat blossom midge) is the source of this 2765-nucleotide messenger RNA. Its product is annotated as arrestin domain-containing protein 17-like. Gene Ontology annotation, cellular component: cytoplasm. The coding region runs from base 996 to 2192 and encodes 398 amino acids. Gene Ontology annotation, biological process: protein transport. Lineage: Eukaryota; Metazoa; Arthropoda; Insecta; Diptera; Cecidomyiidae. The transcript has 7 exons. The record is from RefSeq and is a predicted model, not a curated record.